UUAAUUUUGCGAUUCGAUAUAUACAAGAUGCUCUAAAUAAAAAGCUUACGGAGCAAAUGUGGAAAACUGACGUAACGAUCGAUUAUGUCGAUAAUGCAGCGCCAUUGCAAUGCUUUCUGCUGCAGAACAUAACCUGCAAAUUACUAUUUUCAUACCUAUACUCUAUUGUGCACUUGACAUUAUUUUAUAAUGAAUGAAUACGGCCAAAGUAGGAUGAAAUGCACAGCAGCUACUGUACGUAACAUCGUCGUGUCAUUGUAAAUCGUCAUGUACUUGCAGAUAAUUGAGCAUAUUAGAUUUCACUUGUGAAGUGAAACAACGCACUUGAACACUCAGAGCAUCAGUCGUUUAUUACAUAAGAUUCCAGCGUUGCAAAAAGACUGUAUCCAAGACCAAUCAAGAUUGUAUUACUAUUGUACUAAAGCGCUGCAUUAAAGUACUGUAUUAAAGCGCAGAUUGAAAAAUGACAGUAAUAUUAGGAGGCGGUAUAUCGGGCUUGUCGGCGGCAUAUUAUGCCGUUAACAAGGCAAGACUGGCGUCCGUCGCCUUGCUCGAGGCGUCUGAUCGUGUAGGUGGAUGGAUACGCAGCAGAAAUUCACCAAGUGGAGCAGUCUUUGAGCAAGGACCAAGAACGAUCAGGCCAGAUGGUCCGGCUGGGACGAACACACUUAACAUGGUAGAGGAUCUUCAGCUGACCGACAAGUUGAUCCGCAUUAGACGAAGUCACCCCAUUUCUUCCAACAAGUUGAUAUACUCAGAGCAGGCGCUGCACUUGUUACCAACAUCGUUGAAGGGUUUCUUCAAGACAAUUUCGCUGUUGGAUCGUCCUCUGAUAAAUUGCUUGUGGACCGACCUGAGAGCGCCAAAGGUGUCUAAGGAGGACGAGAGCAUUUACAGCUUCGUACAGAGAAGACUCGGCCAGGAUAUCGCGGAUCGCAUCAUCAGCCCGAUAAUUUGCGGCAUCUGUGCGGGUGACGCGCGUCAGAUAAGCGUGAAUUUCAUACUCAAGUCUCUGUUCGAGGCGGAACAGAAGCACGGAUCCAUAAUGAAAGGCUUGCUGAUGAGCGGUCUGAAAAAAUCGUCGAAAUUAAAGAGCAAAAAAACGAAGGAGGAUACCGACGAGUCUGCGGAAAAUCCGCGUAUAACUCUGGCGCGUAUAGCCCGAAUAGAAAGGUGGGCGAUCUGGAGCUUGCAGGGAGGGCUUGAGCAAUUGCCCUUGGCGUUGGCCGAUAAUCUCGUGAAGCGAGGAGUAAAGAUAGAAACAGGAACGAAAUGCGAACGGCUGACGUUCAAAGAGGAUCGCGUGGAGCUGCUGGUGAACGGUGACAUGCGAGAGUGCUCGCGGGUCAUUUCGAGCUUGCCUGCUAAGAACCUGGCUGAACUGCUGCAGGAGCAGCAUCCCGCGCUGUCGGCAGAGCUCAGGGCGAUACCAUCGGUAACGGUGGCGGUAGCCAAUCUUGAGUUCUCCGGGAAUGUACUACCCUUACAGGCGUUCGGCUUUCUGGUACCACCCAAUGAGAAUCUUCCUCUGCUGGGUGUGAUCUUCGAUUCUUGCAUGGCGAAGGAGUCCACCGCCUCCACGGUGUUAACGGUAAUGAUGGGCGGUGCUUGGUUCGAGAAAUACUUUGGGCCAAAUCCGACGGAGGAACAGCUGUUAAAGACGGCGACUGACGGACUGAGAGAUAUCUUAUACAUCACAGACAAACCUGUGGCACACCACAUCGCCGUUCUGAAGGACUGCAUUCCGCAGUACGUGGUGGGUCACGAUCAACGUGUGAAACGUAUCCACGACUACAUUUCCGCGCACAAGAUUCCGCUGGCAGUAUGUGGCUCCUCUUACCAAGGUGUGGGAAUCAAUGACGUUAUUCUGUCAGCAAAACAGGCUGUUUGUGAUGUUGUCAAGUGAAAAAAUACAAAAAAAAAAAAAAAAAAA
Harpegnathos saltator (Jerdon's jumping ant) is the source of this 1933-nucleotide messenger RNA. It is a transcript of the gene Ppox, whose product is annotated as protoporphyrinogen oxidase. The record is from RefSeq and is a predicted model, not a curated record. Gene Ontology annotation, cellular component: mitochondrial inner membrane. Gene Ontology annotation, biological process: heme biosynthetic process. Lineage: Eukaryota; Metazoa; Arthropoda; Insecta; Hymenoptera; Formicidae. Bases 464 to 1906 code for a protein of 480 amino acids. The transcript is spliced from 3 exons. Gene Ontology annotation, molecular function: protoporphyrinogen oxidase activity, oxygen as acceptor.